GAGGAUUUUGCAAUCGCCAGAUUUUUCGGAGUAAAAAAGACGAUUUUCGAUAAAUGCGACGCUUUUGCUGGAGCCUAAAUGGGAGUGAUAUAAGAAACAUAUAUCAAAGAAACUUACAGACGUCUACUUAUACGAUCUUACACCUUAGUUUGGUCAGAAAAGACCAAUAUCUGUGACCCAUAUGCUAAUAUUUUCCUGACCUGGUUGUCCCACACUGCUACAGUACACAGCUAGCUGUGGCAAUACACAGUGCAUUCUACUUCCGGGUUCUCCAAUAUUUGCUGCCAAAUACUGUCUGCUCGCAUGGAGAGAUUAUAUUAUGCCCUGUACUCGGAGGAUCAACUUAAGAUUACAGGCGUCGGGCAAUGGGAGUACAAUUUUGAAACCAGGAAACGUGAACAUGAGUAACAAAGUUUGCGGCAGCUCUGGGCACCCUUCUGAUAAGGAAGCCAUGACGACUUUCAGUGGAAUGAUUGUGCAACCCAAACAUGCCCACUUCCCUGAUAUUCCUCUCGACAGCUGUCUAUUCUACGAAGCGGUCUUGUUUGUUUAUGGCAUCCUUGUUAUGAUCCUCCAGUAUGUCCAUCUGUACAAGACAGUCUGGUGGCUGCCACAGUCACAUGCCACCUACGGACUGAAUUUCUACAUGAUUGAUCCUCAUCUGUUCUCUCUGCUCUGCAUCAUCAUGAUCAAGCGGCUCAUAUGGACGUUCAUCAAAGAGGCUUAUAAGGAGAGUUCGCCCCGUUCCUGCACCUUCUGGUUCAUCCAGUUGAUCAAGUUGAUCCUGACGAUAGGGAUGACUGCAUCUUUCUUUUACACUGCCUACCAUGUUAUACUGAGCUAUCCCAUCAUGUAUCUCCUCCUUCUCUGUUACCCCAUUGCCAUGUAUGUGACCCUAUUUUGGCCAAGCCUCCGAUCGUUGAUGAACAGUUCGAGAUCAGAUUUCGAUGAGCGGCCAAUCCGAUCAAAGCGCGAACAGAAGCCAGCCAUUCCAUCCCAUAAUUGUACCAUGUCUCCGGAAUCGGUUCGCGAUGAAGUUGAACAUCUCAAAACUGACUUCAAUGGACGUAUUAAGCAGGUUUUAUUCGUAUCGAUGCUUUGUGCCUACUACAUGUGUUUCAUCCCAGUCUGCUUUGCACAGCAUGUUAGUAACGAGUGUGACACGUGCUGGAACACCCUGUACUACGACCCCUGGUGGGUUAGCCAACACGCUGUCAUCGUGUGGGUCAGUGCGUUUGUUCUUUGUCUUCUUUAUUAUCUCCCACCAAAAUAUGUGGACACGUUACAUCGAUGUGCCCUGCAUCUCGGCAGGUGGCAGAAAGUGGAAGGACGGCAUGCCCAUGUGCCGUACAAUGCGUGGUCAGAGUUACAAGUUUGGCCCAUGGGUGCUCUUGUGAAACAUGUGCGUGGACUGUUCAAGGCUGAGGGCAUUAAUAAUACAGCCGAACCAGGCAAUAACAUGCAUGCCAGGUUCUUUUUUAUGUUUCACAAGCCCUUACGUGUAGUGAACUGGCUGCUGAUCAUCACAUGGAGUCUAAUCAUGUAUCAGUUCUUCACGUUAAUCCAGUCAUCUGAAUGGAGCCAUAUCCUCUCCACAACAUUCAUGCUCUUCUGUAACUAUUACAUCUUGUUUCGAUUGAUGCGGGACCGAUUCAUCUUGAACCGAACAUAUCGGGAGGAACAGAUCAUGCAGCAUAUGCAUCAGACGUGAGGAGGAUGUGGCAUAGAUAUGACACAUAUCCAGUCAGAGCCAUAAACAAUACUCCUCUAUUGGAAAAUCUAAACGACGAUGAGAAAAUGUUACGGACAACUCCCACACGUUGUGAAUAAAUAAACAGCCUGACUUAGGUGGUCUAUGUUCUCUCUAAGUUGUAACUGUUACAUGUAAGUCUGCAAGUCACCCGAGACUUUAGUCAUGUUGAUGGAUUUUGCUAUCAACGCUCUAUAUCACUUGUAAAAUGUGGCAAAAAAUAAAUGUUUAUAUCUGCAA
This is a messenger RNA of Lineus longissimus, 1990 nucleotides long. Its product is annotated as transmembrane protein 39A-like. The record is from RefSeq and is a predicted model, not a curated record. The transcript is spliced from 9 exons. NCBI's taxonomy places the organism in Eukaryota, Metazoa, Nemertea, Pilidiophora, Heteronemertea, Lineidae. Gene Ontology annotation, cellular component: membrane. The coding region runs from base 320 to 1711 and encodes 463 amino acids.